Molecule: messenger RNA, 1140 nt
Organism: Fusarium poae
Lineage: Eukaryota; Fungi; Ascomycota; Sordariomycetes; Hypocreales; Nectriaceae
Exons: 3
Coding region: 1-1140 (379 amino acids)
Molecular function (GO): oxidoreductase activity; zinc ion binding
Source: RefSeq, a predicted model, not a curated record
AUGUCACGAACAACUACAGCACUCGUCGCACCCAAUCUUGAUGGUCACUUUAAGCUUCAGCAAGUCCGUUUAGACUCUUUACAACCUGAUGAGGCGUUGGUUGAGAUUCAUGCUUCAGGAGUUUGUCACACAGAUCUAGCUUGUGCCAGCGGCAAAUUACCAUGUGCUAGGAAUGCCGUCCUUGGCCAUGAAGGUGGAGGCGUCGUCCUUGAGAUAGGAUCUAGUGUCAACAACGUCUCAAAAGGCGACAAGGUACUUCUAUCAUUCUCAUCUUGUGGGACUUGUCCCAGCUGCGUAUCAAAUCAUCCAGCCUAUUGUUACAACUUCAACCUUUGCAAUUUCGGUGGAAGGCGCGAGGAUGGAUCAGCGACCAUGUUCACCAUCAAAGACGGCCGCAACAAACCCAUGCACAGCAGAUUCUUCGGCCAGAGCUCAUUCGCCAGACACACUAUAGUUCAUCGAACAAGUCUUGUCAAAGUCCCACAAGAAACACCGCUCGAGCUUUUUGCACCUCUCGGAUGCGGCAUUCAAACUGGCGUCGGAGCUAUAUUCAACACCCUAAAUGUCAAGCCUGGAAGUUCCGUAGCUGUGUUUGGGGUAGGAUCGGUUGGUUUGGCGGCUGUCAUGGGUGCCAAAGCUCGAAAUGCAGGGAUCAUUAUCGCCGUUGACCUUCAAGAUUCGAGGCUUGAACUAGCAAAAGAGUUGGGCGCGACACAUUGUGUACUUGGACCUGAUCAAGAACAUAUCAUUGACAGUAUCCAAGGUAUCUGUCCACCGAUCGGGGUUGAUUUUGCCGUUGACUGUACCGGAGUUCCAGCCAUCAUAGAAACUAUGGUAGCGUCAUUGGGAAUGAGGGGAAGAGCCGCAACAGUUGGUGCGCCUGGCGGAAUGGCCACUGCCAAAAUUGACAUCAUGAGUCAUCUAACGUAUGGGAAAGAAUAUGUUGGGUGCUCAGAGGGUGAUAGUAAUCCAGGAGUUUUGAUACCCGAAUUGAUCAACAUGCAUUCUCAAGGAGCCUUGCCUCUGGAGAAAUUGGUCAAGUACUACGACAUUGAAGAUUACGAUAAGGCGUUUGCGGAUAUGGAAAGUGGCCGUGUAAUAAAGCCUGUAUUGAUGUGGAGACAAGGUAGGAAACUAUAG